Messenger RNA from Mesorhabditis spiculigera, 1104 nucleotides. NCBI's taxonomy places the organism in Eukaryota, Metazoa, Nematoda, Chromadorea, Rhabditida, Rhabditidae. The record is from the annotation of a GenBank genome assembly.
AUGACAGCUGACGCUCCAAAGCCUCAAGAAGUUCCCGAGCCGGACCCGAAUUUUAUCGGAGGAACUCCGUUAGCUUGGGCAAUUGUAGAGAAAGACCUACAGAAAUAUUUCGGCACGACUGCGCGUUUUGGAGACAACCGGAAAGCCGAGAAAUUUGGUGCUAACCAAGGUUAUAUUUCGCAAGUAUUACUUGCCGACCUUGACUGGACCGAAGAUGAUGAAAAACUACCAAAACGAUUGAUUCUGAAGAUCACCGAGACUGAGAAGCUGCGUGUGUUGUGCGAGCAAAUUUUCAAGAAGGAUUUUAAUGCAAUGAAGGAUGGAAUCGUGAAGAUUCACGACAAUGAAGUGAACGUUUACACCUUGAUGCGAGAUGAAUGGAAUUGCGCGGAUGACAUGAGAAUGCCGAAGUUCUAUUUCGGACGCCAUUAUGGUUUUGAUGGGAUUGAUGCUGGCUACCUGGCAAUUGAAUUUAUCGAUAACUGUAUUUUGCGGCACAUGUAUCAUACUGUGCAGGUAGAGUCGGCAGAAGAAGUUCUGGGCGUGAUUGCGAAGUUGGGUGCACGAGCUUUGAAGGAUCAAGCUGUCGUCAAGCGCUUCGAGCAUGAUUUUCUUAUGGAUAUGUUCAAAGACAUUUUUUCGCCGGAGAAAACCCGAGAAGGGUUUCCAGUGUUAACGAAAAUGUUCCCAGAGUUGGAACAGCACGUGGAAUUUAUUGAUUCAAAGCUGGAGGCGUUUGUUGGGGUGGAAAGAUAUCAAGCAGUGCUAGAAGAGCUCGAAGAUAUUCUUCGAUUUUUAAAUGGAGCGUUGCCUGGAGAAGAUAAAGUCAAAAACCGGAAACGACUGAUCCAACACUACCACGAUACGCUAGUCAAAGAAUGCAAUGGAGAAGUGGAGGUCCCAUUUACUGUUGAGAAGCUAAACGAAGCCUAUGAACGUAUUCUGCCAACCUUCACCUUUCCAGCUUUGCCAGCCUUUGUGGGAAUGUUUGACAUGGUUGUCGCUGGGGUGCCCGACGAUGAAAAAGAGGGCGCAAAGGCCACCCUACGAACCAAAAUGUGGGCUCAAAUUCAAGAAGCGCUGGACAUGCUGCAUAAAUGGUAU